Molecule: messenger RNA, 4410 nt
Organism: Phytophthora nicotianae INRA-310
Lineage: Eukaryota; Oomycota; Peronosporomycetes; Peronosporales; Peronosporaceae
Exons: 4
Coding region: 515-1921 (468 amino acids)
Biological process (GO): carbohydrate metabolic process; DNA transposition
Cellular component (GO): cytosol
Molecular function (GO): DNA binding; sedoheptulokinase activity; transposase activity
Source: RefSeq, a predicted model, not a curated record
AGAAUCUCACGGCGGCCCGAGCGGCCAAUGGACUUGCGUGUAUCUGGGCCCUCGAAGCUGUUGAUCUUAUCGGCGUCGUCCAGCCAGUGACGCAGUGUACGACGCGGAAUACCUUCCAUCCGACAAACCUCACGCACGCCCGCUAUUUGCGCUAGAGCGAUAAGCUCACGCUUUUUCUUGACCGAAUAAUUGGCGCGAUGUUGAAUACGACGCCCGGCAGAGUCUGCGCUUGUUUCGGAUGCGUCUCCUGAUGCUCCUGGAGAUGCUAUCGGGGUCGUGCCUGUACCGUUAGAUAGAGCAGCUCUUGCGCUUGUUCGUUCAGUUGCAUUCUGCACCAUUGUUGCAUCAGUACCCUCGCCAGACGCGGCCACAUUUGCCUCCUCCAUACUCGACUCAGCUGAAGUCACUGCACUGAUGAGGAAGUGUCUCGCGUCGUCUGAUUGGUAGAAAAAUCGCUCUCUUGCCAGGUCUUACAAUUGAGGCGACGAGAAUUUUACAUUCAGGGGUGUCAAUAAUGGCAACUCGGCGCAGUUACACGGCGGCCUUCAAGCUUUCGGUGGUGCGCGAGUUGACUGAGAAUUCCCCUUCGCCUUCCGUGCGAUCACUGGCGCAGCGCCAUGGCGUGACGCCGUCCAUGAUCCGCAAAUGGCUGAGCAACCAGUCGGAGCUGGAGGCGGCAGUAGCAUUGGAAACUUCGGGCCGCAAACUCGGCAGUGGACGUCGCCCCAACACAGCGAUCGACUCGGCACUGCUACAGUGGGUCAAGAGUCAACAACAGAGCGGCAAGAGCCUUACAGACCGAGUGAUGCAGGAACAGGCCAGACGUAUCGCCGAGACACAAGGAAUCCAUGGCUUCAACGCAUCCAAUGGCUACAUUUACAGCUUCAAGAAGAGGAAUAAACUGUCGAUAGGUACAGGCAACAAGAAGCAGAAGACGAAACCGACGGGAGUCACUGUGCAGGUGAGUCAGGAGGCCGAGACUAUCGAAAGAGACUGCAUGUUCGGCAUGGAUAUUGGCCUUAAGAACAUCAAGUGCGCGCUGGUCUGCGCCACGUCUGGGAACAUCUUAGCCACGUCCAGUGCGCCCAUUCAACACGACACCAAGUCGCUAGAAAGUGAACAGAACGUGACCAAUAUUCUGUUCGCGGUGCUUUCUGCAGUGCAAGCACUGCCGCCGUCGCUGAGAGGGAACAUUCGUUCGAUCGGCAUCUGUGGUGUGAUGCAUGGGAUCGUGUGGUGGCACUGCGACGCGGUCCGACAGGCUGUGAGUGAGAUUCAGGCUGGGAAUGGGACAACCAGGAGCUGGUCUUGGAGUACCUACAUCACGUUCUUAGAUCAGCGCUGUACACCGGCAAUGCUGACCGAGUGGAGGGCCAAGAUUCAGCUGGCCAAUGCUGCGGCCACUGCGACUCCGUUUGGGAUUGAACCUUUUGAUGUUUGUGUGUCGACGUCGCCCAUUGCGUCGGGAUAUGGACUCGCUACGUUUGCCUACAUGAUGGAGAGACAACCGAGCGAUAUUGCGGGAUAUGACGCGUGCGGAACCAUUCAGGAUUUUAUUGCGUUUGCGCUGUGUGGACACUCCUUCCCGGCACAAAACUGCAUGGACGUCACCGAUGCAUUCAGCUGGGGAGGCUUCGACAUCAACACGAGGACGUGGAAUCCUCACGCUGUACAGGCACUCAAUCUCCCAGCACAUAUGCUGCCGACAGUGAAGGCUCCAGGUGCAAUUAUUGGCCAGAGUUCGGAGGUUGCAGCAGUUCUCUGUCUACCCAUUGGGAAGCCCGUAUAUCUAGCGAUGGGUGAUCAUCCUUGCGCAGUCAUGACUGCCAUGGCACAGACACGAGGACCUGCAGACCUCAACCUCUCGCGCACCUCGGGUACGUAUAGUGAGGUAAAAUGGGGCCAUGAGUUAGACCUUUGACGAUCUUAUUGAACGUGUUGUGGAUGAACAGUGUUGAGCGUUGGCUCAGCUUCGCAAUUAGCUAUGGUGUUAACGGAGGAGGACGCGACGCAACUGAAACAAUCGCGUGGUAGCUGCUCGUUGACAUUCGAAGUGAGGCCGUUCUUAUCGGAGAAUUGGUAUCUAGGCGUAGCUGGGUCAUUAUCAGGUGGCAACAUAUUUGCGUGGUUUGUGAAGCAGUGCCAAGCGUGGAGCCGGCAAUUGGCAGUGAAUCCGACAGCUGAAUACCUCUCGGACGAUGCAAUGUAUGCGCGCUUGAUUUCUCUCGGCGGCACCAAACUGGACACCGAUCUCAAGUUUUCGCCGACGCUGUACGGGGAAUGGGCUUCACCCGACGUGCGAGGCAGCAUUGAGCAAUUACGCAUCAGUAACUGGUCACUCGGUGAUAUCAGCGCUUCUAUCUGUCGCGGCCUGGUCGAUAACAUAUUCUCGAUGGUUCCCGACGAUCUGCGCACAGACCUGCUCCAGCAACCGUACGUCGCUAGCCCUACUGGAGUUCCUCAAUAUACAUGGCAGUUAAUACGUGCUCUGACUUGUAUCGCAGGAUGAUCGGAACAGGUAACGCACUGGUUCGCAACAGUCUUCUACAGCAUUUUCUUGGACAGAAACUAGCGCACCCUUCUCAGCUGUCAAUCCAGAGCACAGCUGAUGCAGCUGUAGGCGUCGCCUACAUCCCGUCACUACUGCAGAAAUGAGCGUCUUCUUCCAGUCGUAUCUACAAACAUGAGUCAUACACUAUUUUUGCGGCGAAGAUGGAAGAAUAAUUUCAUUAAAAGAAGAUGGGGAAGACCUACAAACUACGACUCAUAACUUCAGUCUUCAAGGUGUCGCUGCAAGAGUUCGUGGCAGCAUUUGGUCACGAAACCAACGCGUUCCGAGGCAGAACGUUGCGUCGCUCAAGGUCUCGCGCAAUCAGGUCAAUGCGCACACCCAUGUUGAAAAGCUCAGUGGAAUUCGACUGCGCGGUCUCGGAGUUACCGGCGCGAUGCAGUGCCACAACGGUGUUAUCUUUCCGACUCAGCACGGGCGAGCCGGACGAACCAGGCUCGGUGUCGGCAUUGUACCAGACACUUGGAUCGAUGCGGCUUUUUUCGCCGCCACGAAUAUAUCCCGAGGAAUCGAUCGAUCUCGACGCCGACAUCUCAAUCACUGCGGGUUUUCCAUCUUUCGUUGCUGCGAUCUCCUUGGGUUCACCGCGUGGAUGUUGUGGGAUAUAGAUGGCUUCACCUUCCACAGGACCGGCAGCACGGAGGCGCAAGUAGCCAUAUCGUCGCGUCAAGUCCGUUGCUAAACCAUUCGUGAGCACCCGAAGCAGAGCAUAGUCCAGCGCCGGAUUCUCCGUGACCACCAAGACUCGCGUGGCUUCCACAACGCCAACUUUUUCCCCCACGAAGCCUGCAUCCCGACACGAUUUGGUCUCGGCCAUGAAGCCAACCACAGCCUCCACGACGCGAUUAGCUCUGCCUGUUGGAGAAUAAGUACCGGGCCAGAAUCGACUGAUGAUAUUGGAGAGAGCGCCUUCUGUCCGUUUCUGGUCGACUACAGCUGCAUCUUUCAAACAGUGGUGGUUGGUGAUCAAAUAAUUGCCUCGUCCUAUGAGCCAUCCAGUGCAGAACGACCAACUCGUCGCUUGUUCAGAGCCGUCGAAUUCUUGCUCCUGCUUCGUGCGGAUCAUCAGUCUUGCCACGGCUCGAGCCUUUGCGUACAUUUUGGGCUGGGUAUUUCGAUAGCAGACAGCUUCUUUGGCUUCAUCCUCAGCUCCAACGGUGCUUUCCGUGUCGACUGCAACAAUCGAAGGACCGUAAAUGACGUACACAUACGAGUCCACUACUACUACUGGGAUAGCACGUCUUGGACCGAUUGGGAGCAUAAGCGUCGAAAUACUCGGAAAAUAUUCAAUCACGACUGUGUCGCCUUUGAUCAAGAACGGAUGUGUCUGUAGCAGCAAGGAAUACGGGCAUUCGUUGCUGGUCUCCAUAUUGUGGCGGGAGUUUGCCGUGACAUUGACUGAUAUCGAGCCACUGGGGUCACGCAGGACGAGUUUGUCUCCAGGCAACAAGUUGAGUUGCUUGAAAUUGACAGCAAUGAACGCUGCACCAGGCUGGACGGUCUGAAGUGUUGUUGGAGGCCUGUUGUUGCUCGGGUAAAGGCUCCAUUCCUCUCCAGCAACAGGAUGAAACACGACAACUGCAUCGGCAGCUUGGGAAUGCUGGGGUAACCCCGUCACACGAUAUUCACAAGAACUCACGUUUCGGCACCCUCGCCAUUGCAGCGAUAGCAGUGCAAGCAUCAAGGAUGUCGAUAUCGACACCAUUACGUGGCUCCUCGUUCUCCACAAACUCCGGGUUUGCCACUCUCUAAACAAGUUUUGGAAGUCACCGUUAGGAUUUUCUUCGUUUGACUGGGACAGGUAAUGUACGAUCGUAAAAAAAUGGUUUCCUUUUUCUCGU